CGCACAUAGACAAGUCAUAACUGACAUUUUGAUUUUUCUGUUCUGGAUUUGUCAAAAUUGAAAGGAAGAGGAGGCGUCGACUCGUACAAUUUUACAAUCACAAAUUAAAAAUUACUAUAUUUCAUCUUUUACAUAAUGAUUCGUUUUAUUCUCAUCCAAAACCGAGCGGGUAAAACUAGAUUGGCAAAAUGGUACAUGAACUUCGAUGACGACGAGAAACAGAAAUUAAUCGAGGAGGUGCACGCUGUAGUCACCGUCAGAGACGCGAAACAUACUAAUUUUGUUGAAUUCAGGAACUUCAAAAUCGUGUACAGAAGGUAUGCAGGGCUGUACUUCUGUAUAUGCGUGGAUGUGAAUGACAAUAACCUGUGCUACUUGGAAGCUAUUCACAAUUUUGUUGAAGUUCUGAAUGAAUACUUCCACAAUGUCUGUGAACUGGACCUGGUGUUCAACUUCUACAAGGUCUACACAGUAGUGGAUGAGAUGUUCUUAGCAGGAGAGAUCAGAGAGACAUCACAGACUAAAGUCCUGAAGCAGCUCCUUAUGCUCAACUCCUUAGAAUAAAAUCUUCAAAUCAUGUUGCUGUGGAGGUGGCCAAGACAAAGUUAUUGUAGACAUGGAAUCUAUGACAGUGGCCAUAAGUAGCAUUGCUUAUUUACCAUCAAGAGAUCUGCCAUCUCAUUGGCCUCAAAAAAAAUGAGUGAAUCUCAUGGAAUGGUCCACAAUGCAAGAUAUUAAAUAGUUGAGCUGCUGUGGAUUUGUGUCUGUCUUCAAUAAUCUUGGC
Spodoptera littoralis (African cotton leafworm) is the source of this 784-nucleotide messenger RNA. Lineage: Eukaryota; Metazoa; Arthropoda; Insecta; Lepidoptera; Noctuidae. The record is from the annotation of a GenBank genome assembly.